AUGGAUACUCUUUUGAGAACACCCAACAAGCUUGAAUUUUUCAUCCCUCAGUUUCAUGGAAUUGAGAGAUUAAAUGGACCAAACCCUUCAAAGGUUAAGCUUGGUGUGAAGAAAAGGGGAAUCAAAGUUAGUAGUAGUAGUACUAGUAGUGCUCUUUUGGAUCUUGUUCCUGAAACCAAGAAGGAGAAUCUUGACUUUGAGCUUCCUUUAUACGAUACUUCCCUGAACAAAGUUGUUGAUUUAGCUAUUGUCGGUGGUGGCCCUGCUGGUUUAGCCGUGGCUCAGCAGGUCUCCGAGGCAGGACUCUCUGUUUGCUCCAUUGAUCCUUCUCCCAAACUCAUUUGGCCUAACAACUAUGGAGUUUGGGUUGAUGAGUUUGAAGCCAUGGACUUACUAGAUUGCCUUGACACCACUUGGUCCGGUGCUGUUGUCUAUAUCAAUGAAGGCGCCACGAAGGAUCUAAGCCGGCCUUAUGGGAGGGUUAACCGUAAACAGCUCAAAUCCAAGAUGCUUCAGAAGUGUAUUACCAAUGGUGUUAAGUUUCAUCAAGCUAAGGUUACUAACGUGGUUCAUGAGGAGGUGAACUCCACUGUGGUUUGCAGUGAUGGUGUGAAGAUACAAGCUUCUGUUGUUCUUGAUGCUACUGGCUUUUCUAGAUGCUUGGUGAAGUAUGACAAACCUUAUAACCCUGGGUAUCAAGUAGCUUAUGGGAUCAUUGCUGAAGUUGAUGGUCACCCGUUUGAUGUGGAUAAGAUGGUGUUCAUGGAUUGGAGAGAUAAGCAUCUUGACUCGUAUCCUGAGCUUAAAGAACGGAACAGCAAGAUCCCUACGUUCUUGUACGCAAUGCCGUUUUCUUCAAACAGAAUCUUUCUUGAAGAGACGUCUCUUGUUGCUAGGCCAGGUCUGAGGAUGGAAGAUAUCCAAGAGAGAAUGGUUGCUAGGCUGAAACAUUUGGGGAUCAACGUGAAGCGUAUUGAGGAAGAUGAGCGUUGUGUGAUCCCUAUGGGCGGUCCUUUACCAGUUUUGCCUCAACGUGUUGUUGGCAUUGGUGGUACAGCGGGAAUGGUUCAUCCUUCUACUGGUUACAUGGUAGCUAGGACUCUUGCAGCUGCUCCUAUAGUUGCACAGGCUAUAGUGAGGUAUCUUGGGGAUAGGAAAGGUGAUGAGUUGUCAGCUGAGGUGUGGAGAGACUUGUGGCCUAUUGAGAGGAGGAGACAGAGGGAGUUUUUUUGUUUUGGGAUGGAUAUUUUGCUGAAGCUUGAUUUGGAUGCUACUAGGAGGUUCUUUGAUGCGUUCUUUGAUUUGGAACCGCGUUACUGGCAUGGUUUCUUGUCGUCGAGGUUAUUUCUUCCGGAGUUAUUGGUCUUUGGGUUGUCGCUUUUCUCGCAUGCUUCAAAUACCUCAAGGUUUGAGAUCAUGACAAAGGGAACUGUUCCUCUUGCUAAGAUGAUCAACAAUUUGGUGAAAGAUAGAGACUAA
This is a messenger RNA of Eruca vesicaria subsp. sativa (arugula), 1479 nucleotides long. The record is from the annotation of a GenBank genome assembly. Lineage: Eukaryota; Viridiplantae; Streptophyta; Magnoliopsida; Brassicales; Brassicaceae.